GGAGAGAGAGAGAGAGAGAGAAUAGGGAGCGAGCGAGUGAGAAAGAGAGCGCGAGAGAGAGAGGAAGAGAGGCAUGCAGCUGGAGCCUCACACACAACUGUAGCCAGUCUUGGAAUCUGAGCGCUGCCAAGAGGCAAAAAACAGGAGCCAGUGUCGCACUUCAAUGAGAAUGACAUGCCCUCAAAAGAGCAAGGGAAGCUACGACUAAGGGAAUCAACGGAACAUCAAAGUGAGCGUCUACAAUGCCAGAGUUGCUGAUUCAAGCGUUUAGGUCGUUCGCCUUCGUCCAACGCUGCCUUCCUUGUUAGAUUAUUCAUCUGGAGUUGUGCCUGUUCCGAGGAUCAAUUGGAUACUGAUGAUGAUGAUGUUGAUGAUGAUUCGCUUCCUCUGGCUGUUCCCGCUGCUCGGCCUCCCCCCUUCGGGCUCGCCCGUCAUGCUGGUGGUGCGGAGCCGGGGUGGUGCCCUCCACCCCCUCAGCCAAACGCUGCAGCCCGAGGGUAGAGUGGUGCUGCACAGAUCCAAGCGAGACUGGAUGUGGAGGCAGUUCUUCCUGUCGGAGGAGUACAUGGGGAACAACUACCAGUACGUCGGCAAGCUUCGCUCAGAUAAGGACAGAGGGGACGGGACGGCGAGGUACGUCCUCUCUGGAGAAGGAGCCGGCACCAUUUUCCGAAUUGAUGAGAAGUCUGGUGAUCUCCACGCCACUCAGAGGCUGGACCGGGAAGAGAAAGCGUCGUACACGCUGCAAGCUCAGGCGUUCAACAAAAACACCGGCCUCCCUCUGGAACCUGCCACAGAGUUCAUCGUCAAGAUCCACGACAUCAACGACAACGAGCCCAAAUUUACCAAGGACGUCUACGCGGCCAGCGUACCUGAGAUGUCUGACGUGGGUACCUUUGUGAUAGAAGUCAAUGCCACUGAUGCAGAUGACGCCUCAUAUGGUAACAGUGCUAGGCUGGUGUACAGCAUCCUCCAAGGUCAGCCAUACUUCUCUGUGGAGCCUGAGACAGGAAUUGUCAGAAUAGCUCUGUCCAACAUGGAUCGCGAGGUGCGGAAGGAGUACCAGGUGGUUAUCCAGGCCAAGGACAUGGCAGGACAGAUGGGUGGUCUCUCCGGUACCACCAUGGUCAAUGUCACCCUGACAGAUGUUAACGACAGCCCCCCUCGCUUCGCCUACAGCUCCUACCAUCUGAGUGCUUAUGAGUCGGCGGAGAUCGGCUUCACCGUGGGCCGAAUCAAAGCCAACGACGGUGACGAGGGAGAGAACGCUGAGAUGAAGUACAGGAUCGUGGAUGGAGAUGGGAAAGACUCACUGGAUAUCAUCACAGAUGAAAUAACGCAAGAGGGAGUCAUUGUGGUCAGAAAGCAACUGGACUAUGAGAGCAGGAGGGUGUACACCAUCAAAGUCGAAGUGAGCAACACCAACACAGACCCCAACUUCCUGCACCUGGGCCCGUUCUCAGACACCGCCACAGUUAAAGUCACGGCUAAAGACGUGGACGAGCCGCCGGUCUUCAGCAGGCCUCAGUUUGUUAUUGAGGUUAAUGAGGACACUCCGAAGGGCAGCAUUAUUGGAACGGUCACGGCCUGGGAUCCUGAUUCUACAGACUACCCAGUCCAGUUCGCAAUAGACCAGCAUACAGAUCCCGACAGACUCUUCCACAUCGACCCCAGAAACGGAUCCAUCACGACCUUGAAAUCUCUGGACAGGGAGGUGUCAAAGUGGCACAACAUCUCCGUGCUCGCCAGCGAAAUAAAUAACCCUCGUCAGAGGAGCCGUGUCCCUGUCCUGAUCAAAGUCCUGGAUGUGAAUGACAACGCGCCUGAGUUCGCCAUGUCUUAUGACACCUUCGUGUGCGAGAAUGUGAAAUCUGGGCAGAUAAUCCAAACCAUCAGCGCCAUAGACACGGACGAGCCUCUCAUCGGUCACAAAUUUGUAUUCAGCUUGAGCGCCACCAAUCCAAACUUCACCAUCUUUGACAAUGAAGAUAACACCGCUCGAAUUCUGACCAGGAGGAGCGGCUUUAACCGGCAGGAUGUCAGCGCCUACUAUCUGCCCGUGGUCAUCUCGGACAACGACUACCCCAUCCAAAGCAGCACCAGCACGCUGACCAUCCGUGUGUGUGGCUGUGACAGCUCGGGAAGCAUGCGUUCCUGCAGCGUGGAUGCGCUGCUGCUCUCCGCCGGACUCAGCACCGGAGCCCUGGUCGCAAUCCUGCUCUGCAUCGUCAUCCUGCUCAUGAUUGUGGUGCUGUUCUCGGCUCUGCGCAAACAGCGAAGGAAGGAACCCCUGAUCAUCUCCAAGGAGGACGUGAGGGACAACGUGGUCAGCUACAACGACGAAGGCGGCGGCGAGGAGGACACACAGGCUUUUGACAUCGGCACACUGCGCCACCCGGAGGUCAUGGAGAGCAACAAAAUGAGGCGUGACAUCAUCCCCGAGAUGCUUUUCCCCUACCACCGGCCUUCGCCCAUGAACGAAUGCUCAGACGUCCGAGACUUCAUCAGCAGCCGCCUGCAGGAGAACGACACUGACCCUUCAGCACCCCCUUACGACUCCCUGGCAACUUAUGCUUACGAGGGAAACGGUUCAACUGCCGAGUCGCUAAGCUCCCUGGAGUCCUCGUUAACGGAGGGGGACCAUGAAUACGAUUACCUCAGCACCUGGGGGCCUCAGUUCAAAAAGCUGGCUGACAUGUACAUUGGAAAGGAUACCGGUACUUCAGGACUGGCUAAGAAGGUCUAGACGCUACAAAGCCAAGGUGCUAGACGCUACAAGGCCUGGCGUUGCGUAAACGUGGCUCUACCUAGGUCCAUUCACGGGAUGGAUCUACAGAUUUACAGAUCACUUCAGACGAAGGUCUUUCCUGGCUUGUUUUCUACUGACCCUCGCUGACUUUCACUUUUGUUAUAUGACGGAUUCUUUGUCAACAAUGUUGUGGCGAUUUUGUGCUGAUGAGAGGAGUGAUAGUGAUGGUCCUUGUCUAUGCUAUUUGUUCACUAGCCGGAAGAAAAAAAAAUCAUCACUUGAAGCAAAAUGAACUGUUGAUUUUGCCUAAAAAAAACAAAACACAAACACGACAAUGAGUUUGACCAAUCCAGCUUCAUUUGCUUGUGUGAAAGGUUUCGUUCACUUGAUUUGCCAAACUGUGGAUUACAUUGAAAUCAACUUCUAGACGUUAUCAUAGAAAUGCUGCAAAAACACUGGCUUGUUUCUGAAUGUUGUUGAAGUGUUUUCUAUCCAUAUUUUAUAUUAAUAUAUUUUAAUAAAAAAUACAAACUCA
This is a messenger RNA of Astyanax mexicanus (Mexican tetra), 3284 nucleotides long. It is a transcript of the gene cdh10a, whose product is annotated as cadherin 10, type 2a (T2-cadherin). Gene Ontology annotation, molecular function: cadherin binding; calcium ion binding. Bases 356 to 2746 code for a protein of 796 amino acids. Gene Ontology annotation, biological process: cell morphogenesis; adherens junction organization; homophilic cell-cell adhesion. The record is from RefSeq and is a predicted model, not a curated record. Gene Ontology annotation, cellular component: adherens junction; plasma membrane; catenin complex. NCBI's taxonomy places the organism in Eukaryota, Metazoa, Chordata, Actinopteri, Characiformes, Acestrorhamphidae. The transcript has 12 exons.